ACCAUGUUACGGACAUCACUGUUGGUUAGGUGAAAGUGGUGAGAUGUCAGCCAUGUCCGCAUAUGAGACCAUGCAUAUGUGACCAUGCGGGCUGUGUGACGCAGUUCGAAUGCGUCGAGGGAGUGUGUAUAGCGUGAGCGAAGGCAUGGAGCGGUGCACGUGUGCUAGGUAGCGCGGGCGCGGGUGCGGGUGCCGGCAUGUGCGGGGAAUGGAGGGUGUGUGGUCUCCCUCCUCUGCGUCGCCGCCGCCGCCGCCCCGCUCCGCGCCCCGCUGUCGCUGCCGCUGCCCGCUUUCCACCAGCUACAACUGCCUGCCACACUAUGAUGGGUGGCCAGACCUUGAAGACGAGUCGACAGGUGGUGCUCUCAGAGAACGCGAGCUCCGUUCUCUUCAUCGCACCGUGCCUGCGCUGCGGAGAAGAGAACUCGACACACGUGCCAUCAAACACCACUUCUACCCGGAAGGAGGAUGGGGGUGGAUCGUGUGUGGAGCAGCUUUCUUGGCUCAUCUGCUGUCGACUGGACUGCAGUUAGCGUAUGGAGCGCUGCACGUCUACGCUUUACGUCACCUGGGACCUGCUGCUGACCAUGCAGUUUGGGCUGGUGCGAUCUGCGUAGGAGUGUCACGUGCUGCAGGAGCCAUUGUCACCGCUCGUCGAAGGUCGCCACGAUUGGCAGCACUGCUGGGUGGAAUCUUACUUCCACUGGCCUGUCUCUUCACGUCAUUCGCCACGCAGCUCCAUCAAACACUUUUAAGUUACGGUAUAGUCUUAGGUAUCGGGUGUGGCUUAGUCCGGGAAGCGGCAGGCCUAGUCCUGGGAACCUACUUUAGAAAACGAAGACAAUUUGUGGAAUUGGUGGCUCACGCAGGGGGAGGAGUGGGCAUUGCUCUAUUCAGCGUUGCCUAUAAAGAGGCUGUUGGUAAACUAGGCUGGAGGCUAGGUCUACAGGCAAUCACAGGAUUCCUAAUAUUAGCGUUCUUCCUGAGUGCUGUGUACCGAAGUGCUUCACUCUAUCAUCCGCAACGAAGGGCCAUUUUGCAUCUCAAAAACCAACGCAAAAAGGUAAAAGAGAAAGUCCUGAAAAAGGCUCAGUUCAUCGAUCUAAGUCCGCUUCAAUCCCGUCCUGCGAAAGUUUUGCUAUUAUCAGCCGGCUUGGCGGCAUUUGGUCUGUAUACGCCCGUAUUUUUCCUGGCUCUCCAGGGCUUCCAAGAGGGAUUGGAAGAGAGUGCGCUAGUAUUAUUGCAGACAUUUCUUGGCUUCGCUGCAGUACUUGGCUGUGCGGGCUUUGGGCUCCUACUCGUCAGACCUUCUGCACAGUGUCUGGUUUCCAAGCAAUAUCUAUGUCAGACGGCUAUGUUAGGAAUAGGAAUAUCAAUGCUGGCUCUGAGCAGCGUCGAAGGUUAUCACGGCUACGUAUUAUUCGCGUGGAUGUACGGCCUCUGUUUGGGAGGGUUCCUUUAUUCCAUGAAAAUGCUCACAAUGGAGCGAGUCAGAGGUCGGCACUUCACCAAAGUUUGGAGUUUCGUUCAGGGCGCGGAGGCGAUUCCGGUUAUCGUCGGAGUUCCUGUGACGGGUUAUAUAAACCAGCAAGUGCCUCGCGCUGGAUUUUACUUUUCCACAGCUUCGACUUUAUUAGGAGCUGUAUUGUUGUUUUUCGUUGGGUUUUCUAAGCGGGAGCCAGAUCCUCCCUUGGCGCCAGCGAUUUCUGAGGCAUGUCUUUGUCUGACGCCGCCUCGGUGUGAACCAGCUUGGUGUGCUUGUAGCGUCGGUGGUGCGACAACUUAUUGCGCGUGGACGGGGAACUCUUGUAGUAUGUCCCGUCUUCCGAAGUCGUUGUCGUAUGGCGCGCCCCUUAAUAGGCCGUGUUGUAUGACGCCGUACCCGGAAUGCUGUAGACGGGCUACCUUACGGCCUUCGCGAAGUGUUCCCGAGGGAUUGGCCCGCCGUGGGGUCUGGAGCCGCAAUGGCUCCUGUCGGGCGUCUUGCCACCGCCGUGAACAUCAUUUAAUAGAACAAAUCACCACUUCUGUUUAAUACAUAGAUUUUUUUUCGUUUGAAAUCGAAUUGCCCUAUUUGGAAUAUUCCUUGUUACAUCCUCUGUAUUCAAAUGACGGAUGUCUUAGAUAAACAGGAAGUCAGUCUUUCCGUCAUUUUAUUUGAUUUGUUGCUCGUCUUAUUUGAUGUACGAAGUUAUGUAACGAACUUAUUAUUUCCAAAGGACUGUUUCGAUGUUUGAAAUGUGUUUCGUACAAAUUUUAUAUCUCCCAUUCUUAAGUACUACGGGACCUUUGAUGUAGUAAUAUUUUGUAUAAUUGAUCUACCUUCGUAGUUGAAAUCUAUCGUAAUUUUAUCGUUCAAAACUUGUAGUAAGAUUAUUGUGAAUAUAGUUAACAUAAACUUACCUAUUAAUUAAGGAACAUUGUCAAUUUAAAAGUUUGUUACAGAGGUAUUGUAAUAUUUAUUUGAAUUUUGUGAUUGUUACCAUAUUAGCUAAUUAU
Pieris rapae (cabbage white) is the source of this 2499-nucleotide messenger RNA. Its product is annotated as monocarboxylate transporter 4. NCBI's taxonomy places the organism in Eukaryota, Metazoa, Arthropoda, Insecta, Lepidoptera, Pieridae. The transcript is spliced from 11 exons. Gene Ontology annotation, biological process: transmembrane transport. The record is from RefSeq and is a predicted model, not a curated record. Gene Ontology annotation, molecular function: monocarboxylic acid transmembrane transporter activity. Bases 209 to 2035 code for a protein of 608 amino acids.